This is a messenger RNA of Capra hircus (goat), 2216 nucleotides long. It is a transcript of the gene CD83, whose product is annotated as CD83 molecule. The record is from RefSeq and is a predicted model, not a curated record. Lineage: Eukaryota; Metazoa; Chordata; Mammalia; Artiodactyla; Bovidae. Bases 161 to 760 code for a protein of 199 amino acids. The transcript has 5 exons.
CGGGGCCGGGGCUCUUCGGGUGGCCGCCGCGGGGGUGGGGGAGGAGCACCGCCGCUUCCGCCGCCCGCGGGGAUCCCCCCGGGACCGGCGCCCGGGGAAGUCCCGGGUGUGCGCGGGUACAAAAGCCGGCGCCAGGGCUCCAGGCCGGCAGUCCUCAGCGAUGUCACGCGGGCUCCAGCUCCUGUUCCUGAGCUGCGCCUGCAGCCUGGCGCCCGCGGCGCGGGAGGUGAAGGUGGUCUGUUCAGAGGAUGUGGACUUGCCCUGCACUGCCCCCUGGGACCCUCAGGUCACCUACACGGUCUCCUGGGCCAAGCUCACAGACGGAGGUGCAGAAAGGGUGGAGGUGACCCAGGAAGACCUGCAAUCCCCUCAGCAGAGGAACUCUUCAGAGGUCCCCAGGGAAAGGCUGUACUCCCUGAAGAUCCGAAACACUACGAGCUGCAACUCGGGGACCUACAGGUGCACUCUGGUGGGUCCGGAAGGGCAGAGAAACCUGAGUGGCACCGUGAUCCUCCAAGUGACAGGAUGCUCUAAGGAACGCAGAGGAGAGACUUUUAAGAACUACAGAGCUGAGAUCGUCCUGCUGUUGGCCCUGGUCAUUUUCUAUGUAACACUCAUCAUUUUCACUUGCAAGUUUGCACGACAGCAGAGUAUAUUUCCAGACUUUUCUAAACCUGCCCUGGAACAUGCUUUCCUCCCAGUCACCUCUCCAAAUAAGCAUCUGGAACCAGUGACUCUUCACAAGACAGAACUGGUGUGAGCUGGGUUUCUGCACCUUUUUUCUGAGGCCGAAAGCUCUGUGGUGUGCGUCCACGUCAGGAGAAGCAUGAGCCCCACGUGAAGACAACAUCCUUCCUGUGAAGCCCUUCUCUUGACCGAAGCAUCCCAAAGUAGACCCCACCACACUGUCCUUGAGCAGGGCUUUGAGAAUUCUGAUGUGAUCACCACGCAUGGAGCUGCCUGCAAGGUGCUUUCCAGUGUUGCUGCUUCAUGACCUUCUUAGCAUUUUAUUCAGCUAUCUGGUCAACCUCUUGGAUGGGGGUAUUUUUUUUUUUUUUUUUCCAGUCCUAGAAAAGCUAUGGUGAGAUGCAGUUGGAAAAGGACCUUGGGAAAUACGAGUGCCCGGAGCUGGUCCUUUGUAGACUCUUGAGGACAGCUGUCCUCUUCCACAUCUGGAGCAUAUCUCCGAAUGUGCUGUGUUUUCUUGUCUGAGCCCAGAUGUUUUAUGUCUGGGAGAUAUCGACAGGCCAAGCUGUGAAACAGGGGGAAAUAUUUAGCAACUAAUUUCCCACCGUGAAGGCCCUUCUAUUACCAAGGGGUAGGAUGUGUACAUAGAAAUAGCAGGUCGGUGAACCGCCCCCAACUGGGCCUUUUUAAUCUGGGAAAGACAUCCAUAAAGAGGCAAGAGCAAAGAGUGCCACAUUUAUUUUUAUUAAUUCAUCUGUGUAUUCUUGUCAAAAAAGGAUUUGUGGUUUUUCUCCUUUUGAAAUCCGUAUCUUCAGUUCAAUGUCAUUGUAACUGACAAGGAACGUGCUUAUGGAGGGUGAGAAGUCAGAGACCGUGUCAGUAGGAGAGAGACAUGCAGGGACCUGACAGAAAAUGCUGGAGCAAUCGUGCAGUCUGGGUGCUGGCGCCAGUUGUCCCCCUACCUAGCUGUCUGAUCCUGGACAAGAUCCCCAUGGUUUCUGGUUUUUCUGUUGUAAACCAAAAGGUUGUCAUAUGUGUUGAUUGAAAAAAAAGAUGUAUGUGGAAAUGCUUUGAAAGAGUAUAAAGCACUAUCCAGAUUCCAGACUUCUUUUGGUCAUUUUCCUUAUUACUCCAGUGGUGUUCUGGGCAUGAGAAAAUACUUUUCAUUUUUCAUGUUUUCCAUCGUCCCAAACAAAGAAGGCAACAAGGGACACUUUCCCAUCGUCUUAUGUAUGAAUUCCUUUGGGGAAGUGAAGCCGGUUGAGUGGUCUGUUCUUGAAGCAGCAGCCAAAAGUUAACUCCAAGAUAUGGACACUCAGGAGUUACCCAGCCAUGGGGAGAAGAGCGUUCUCAAAUGUUCCAUUGAUGGUCUGGCAAUUGUUGGGUUUCUCUUAUCAAACUUGGCCCUCUCCCCACUUACUUUCCAAAGAGAAUAUUGCCCACGCUAUUAUUAGAGAGUUAAAAGAAUGCCAAGUUUACUGGUUUUGCCUCUGUCAUAGUUCUCAUGUGAUUAAAUGUGUGUGUGUGAA